UUUUUUAAAGUGCCUGAAAACCAGCAUACCAUCAAGAAUUGAGAAAUGAUCUCUGCGCGCGUCCUCUGUGACGUAAACUGUAAACAGCCAACACAGACCGGGGUCGUAGCCAUGGCUAUGAAAAGCGCAACGACAGACAACCCAACCGCACAAUGCUGUGUCACAUCCACCAUCACGUACAGGCGAUGGCAAUCAUGUGUGUCGAAUUGCCUUGGCUUCGUCACGGCUUCCCUAAACCUACCCACCUUACCCUGCUGGUGUUUGGGGUCUUCGGGUCAUAACUACUUUCAUCGUGACCUGGGAACCAGCAACAAAAAUUCGUCAGUGAAUUGACGGAAUAAAAGAAAUCACAGAAUAUGCCAGGAACGUGAAUCAAGGCUUAACUACCCCAGAACCAGUCCAUCGUGAGGACACCUUUUCCCCUCAAAGUCUGUGAGGUACGUCACAUUUUCUGAGAAAAUGGCGGAACUUCGACGGAUCAAGAACAUACAAUCUGCCGACCCGGAGGAGUCAGCUUCCGGCGACUUUAAAAAUGACCUUGAACUGAAUGCUUAUGAUAACGACGGGUUUAUGAAAGAGUUGGGGGAUGAAAAGGGGCUACCGACAAGAGACCCUUCAAGCAGGGACAGAGAUCUGGAGGAUGACGACGAUGAGGAGGACAACGCAUGUGCCAGAUUCACAGCCGGGAUCCAAACGGCGCUGUCAGACUUUAUUGAGAAGAAUUCUUCUCUCUUGUGGAAUUUGUUCUACAUUAUACUGAUCAUCGCCUACUUUAUCUACUUCGCAUAUUCCUUGUCCUACAAAUUUGGGGACGAGGGUUCAUGGAGACUUCUCGUCUGUACAGUUCUGAUCUCAAUAGGCCUGACGCUAAAGUAUAUCCUUCAGUUCCGCCGGCAGUCUGAGGACAAAUACACGGAUGGAGAGGAGAAGGAUGAGGAAUGCUGUCCCCGUUUGUGGAGAUUCGUGGAGAAAAUCCGGCUGGCUGUGAUCCUCCCAGUGGUCCUCUUCCUGUUCUUUAUCGUUUACAUCAUCGUUGACGUCGGCAUCGACAGUCCUAGGAACCUGAUCAGCUUGGGUGGCAUGACCUUCUUCAUACUGUCGUUUUACAUCUUUUCUUUCAACCCAUCGAAGGUGAAGUGGCGGCCCGUUUUCUGGGGUAUCGCCCUUCAGAUCAUCUUCGCCCUCCUCAUCCUCCGGACCUCAUGGGGUCGCGACGCCUUCAAGUGGCUGGGAGACAGGGUCACCGAGUUCUUGUCCUACACGGAUGCCGGCUCUAAGUUUGUCUUCGGAGACCUCUACAUCAACCAUUUCUUCGCAUUCAAGGUCCUGCCAGUUGUGGUCUACUUCAGCACAUGCGUGUCCAUGCUGUACUACCUGGGGGUCAUGCAGGUGGUCAUCCGACAGCUGGGCAAGUUCCUCACCUUCUGUCUGGGGACCUCGCCCUCUGAGUCCAUCAACGCCGCCGGAAACAUUUUUAUUGGACAAACUGAAGCCCCUCUCAUGAUCCGACCCUUCCUGAACGACAUGACCAACUCGGAGAUUCACGCCGUGAUGACGGGAGGUUUCGCCACGAUAGCUGGCUCCGUCAUGGCUGCCUACAUUCUCUACGAUGUACCAGCCAACCACCUCCUGUCUGCAUCUGUCAUGUCGGCGCCGGCCGCCCUCGCCCUAUCCAAACUGUUCUACCCAGAGACAGAGAGGUCGAGGCAUAGGGCCGAGGAUGUCUACAACAUAGCUAAAGGAGAGGAGCGUAACUUGAUCGAAGCAGCGUCAAACGGCGCGUCCAUGUCCAUCAAGCUGGUGGCGAACAUUGCUGUGAAUCUCAUCGCCUUUGUGGCGCUCCUGGACUUUGUCAACGCCACACUCGUCUGGCUGGGCGACCGGGCGGGCUACGACGGGUUCACCUUUCAGCUGAUAUGCUCCUACGUGUUCUGGCCACUUGCCUUCCUCAUGGGCGUAGACCUGGGGGAUUGUGAGGAAGUGGCAGAGCUCAUCGGUACCAAGACCUUCCUCAACGAGUUUGUGUACCGGUCAGUGGUCAUCGCCACCUACGCCCUGUGCGGCUUCUCCAACCUGGCCUCCAUGGGCGUACAGCUGGGAGCCCUGGGAGCUAUGGCGCCCAACCGGAAGGGUGACAUGUCCAGGAUUGUCAUCCGCGCCAUGAUCGCCGGCAACGUCGCCUGCUUCAUGACCGCCAGCAUUGCAGGUCUCCUUUACACCGAAGAGUAAUUGUUUGGUGCUAACUCAACUGAUUUUUUUAUUACCGAGUGCCUGGAUAAAGAAGACAAGAAUGCGACACACCUUGAACUGCCUCGAUUUGGGGGAAGGAAACGAAAGUUUCAAAGGGCGUGUGCCACUCUGUCAUUUAUCAUUUUCACCCCCCCCCCCUCCCAACCCCAAGUUGUAUGACUAGCAUUUACGAGUGAAAUAGUUAUGUUGGGUUGCUUUUUUUUAACCAUGCUCAUAUAACCAAUUCAGAAUUUCAAUGCUAUACAUGUAUUUAUAGGCUUAUGCAUUGUUUGUUUGGGGUUUUUUUCAUCAUACUUAAUAAUGAAACUAUAUAAAAUAUACAAUUUUCUUCUUUUUUGAAAAA
Messenger RNA from Aplysia californica (California sea hare), 2593 nucleotides. RefSeq names its product solute carrier family 28 member 3. Gene Ontology annotation, cellular component: membrane. Gene Ontology annotation, biological process: nucleoside transmembrane transport. Gene Ontology annotation, molecular function: nucleoside:sodium symporter activity. NCBI's taxonomy places the organism in Eukaryota, Metazoa, Mollusca, Gastropoda, Aplysiida, Aplysiidae. The record is from RefSeq and is a predicted model, not a curated record.